Molecule: messenger RNA, 1753 nt
Organism: Amorphotheca resinae ATCC 22711
Lineage: Eukaryota; Fungi; Ascomycota; Leotiomycetes; Helotiales; Amorphothecaceae
Exons: 3
Coding region: 427-1527 (366 amino acids)
Biological process (GO): translational initiation
Cellular component (GO): cytosol
Molecular function (GO): protein-folding chaperone binding
Source: RefSeq, a predicted model, not a curated record
CUGGCCGAGUCAGGUCGAUUUCUGCUAUUUUCUGCUAUAUACAAUCGUCUGCCCUCCAAGACUGCGAGAGAGACAGAGACGCUUUAUAAAGACCCUCGACAAGAUUCAUUGGUCAAUUGAGAUUCCGAAUUCAGUCUGUCAUUUCUGUUCGCACAACAUUCAAGGCUUUCUCACGUUGGUGCGACUCCGAGCAAUCACACGAUCAACAGCUGCUCACGACAACGACAACGACAACAACGACACAACCUGCCAGCAACACACAUAUCUAAUCUCAUCUGUUUCAACGGCUCAUCCAGCCCGAAGCCAGACAAUUGACUUGCAAUUAAUUCUGCUUUCCGUGCUCUGCCUCCCGUGAGGGGUCUCCACAAGUCAUACAAACACCUUCACCGCAGAUUCCCCGUUUCAUAGCUUGACAGGACUGCAACCAUGGUAGCAGAAACAAAGCUUUACGAUUCCUUGGGCCUCAGCCCAAAUGCAUCUCAGGAUGAGAUCAAAAAGGCUUACCGUAAAAUGGCCCUAAAACACCAUCCCGAUAAGAACAAAGACAACCCAAAGUCGGCUGAGAAAUUUAAGGAGGUCUCUCAGGCAUACGAAAUUCUGUCUGAUCCAGAGAAGCGGAGCACGUACGAUCAAUACGGAUUAGAGUUCAUGCUUCGCGGAGGACCCCCACCUCCAGAGCCCGGUGCUGGACCAAACCCGUAUGCCGGUGCAGGUGGCAUGCCAGGCGGCUUCGACUUUGGAGGCAUGCCAGGUGGACGACCGGGUGGUGUCCAUUAUGAAUUCCGCACUGGUCCUGGAGGAGGCGGAGGAUUCAGCUUCAGCAACCCUGAAUCAAUUUUCUCAGAGUUCCUCCGUGCCCAAGGAGGUAUGGGCGGCAGUGAUGGAUUCGAGGAUAUGUUUGGCUCUGGUAUGCCAAGAUCAAGUGGUGGGUUUGGCGGUCGAUCACGAAGUGCGCGGUUCGGUGGUGCGGAGCCGGCCUCGGCGGCUCCAGAGGUUACGACAGUCGUCAGACCUUUGCCUCUGACGCUAGAAGAGCUGUACAAUGGUACGCAUAAGAAGAUGAAGAUCAAGCGGAAAGCAUUUGAUGAGUUUACGGGGAAGAGAACGAUUCAGGACAAGGUCUUGGAGAUGGAUAUCAAGCCGGGUUUGAAGAAAGGCAGCAAAAUCAAGUUCAAAGGUGUCGGGGAUCAGGAAGAGGGAGGACAACAAGAUCUGCACUUUGUUGUAGAGGAGAAACCGCAUCCCCUAUUUACGCGUGACGGAGAUGACAUCCACCUCAAAGUCGAUCUGGAACUCAAGGAAGCCCUCACGGGUUGGAGGCGCACUGUUACUACCAUCGACGGCAAGCAAAUCAACCUUGAAAGGGCUGGCCCAACCCAACCCGGGAGCCGCGACACCUACCCCAACUUGGGUAUGCCACUGAGCAAGUCUCCGAACCAGAGAGGGAACUUCAUCAUAACCUACAACGUCAAGUUCCCUACCUCCUUGACGCCUCUGCAAAAGCAGAAGUUGAAGGAGAUCCUGUGAGCUGGGCCGGAGAUUCAACGAGUCUGAAAGUAGCGGAGUGAGGAGGAAAAGGGUGGUUCAAGAGCCUAGCAACAGGCAUGUUUCUUUGUAUUUAUUUUGGCGUUCGGCGAAGGGAGCGAUGAUGGGAAGGGAUGAUUGAUGAGAGCAUGAUGAGGCGUCACACUUCGUUUCUAGGGUUUCCUGGUCUUCUUUUCGAGUACAUAGGUUUGUCUAGAAUAAUCGGCAC